AUGCCGCAUCGCCCUUCCAGGUUCAAUCGGCGAGAUCAGGGUACCGGCGAGCAGACUCAAGAUGUUCAUGAUCAGGUUGAUAUCGAACGCGACAAUAGUUUGCGCAAGCGCCAUGUCUCUGCAUCUACGACUUCAACCAAACCCAAUUCUCCAAUCAUAAUGACCACUGAUGCCCAGGAAGGAGCAUGUCAGAUAGACGCCCCAGCAUAUAUGGACACGGUCUACGACCUCCCUUUUUCUCCAAAAUUAGCGCAGUCGUACAAUGACCUCGACCCUGAUGCAUAUAUCACUUCUGGUGCUAGCAAUCGUCCACAGGACCGUUUGCCUCUAUCGCAAAGCUUGAAGCGAUAUUCCAUCACAAAAUGCUCCUUGGGUACUAAAAGACCUAGUUUAAUGCUCUCUAGGCCUGCAAAAACCAAGAAAAGAUGUCUUCCGGUUCAUCAACUUGCUCUAGUGCGCACGCCGACUUACGAUGGCCUUGCUCCGCCGGUAGUUCAUGUAUCCAUUGCUGCUACGCAGAUUGAGCUCGCCAAGCGGUCUCAAAGAAAGUACGCCUCAAGGACUGUUACGUCACCUUUUCGAAAUCCAGACGUGUGCUCAAGCAACUUGAAGCCCACCCGCUCAGCUGCACAAGCUCAGAUUGUGAAAAGCAGGCCACUAGCACUUCAGUCGACUGCGCAUCAGGAUUUCAAAGCUGCUUCGGAUGGGUUUGUGGGAUCGGAACUCAGCAUCAACUCAGUGCGUAUGUCUGCUCGAAGGAAAGGCCCAAUAUGCAAGAAGGUUAAGAAAAGUAAAAUCAUGCGUGAACUUGUUCUACGACGACCAGCGCCUAUGACUACAUCUAUGGCUACUGUCGACACAACUGAGUCAUAUGCCGCCAAAAAUCUAGCACAAUCCUCAGGUCUUGUAGAGUCCAACGACGUCUUUGUGUCGAGGAAAUCUCAGCGCCAGACAAAGACAGGAUCGACACAGUUCCUCAAGGCAGCAGGUCACGGCGCCAAUUUGAGAGCUCAUCAGCGUUACUCUCCGCAUCAACUGGAAAAGCUCAUCAGCCACAAGCUAGCCAGUAUCAGCGCACCAGUACGGCGCUCUGAGAGCUCCGAGUCGAAAUGCUCAGUGGCACCAUGCUCUUUCUGUAAUGAAGAUGAAUGUGAUGGAGAUGAUCGGGCUACGGUCAGUACUGACAGUUUCGGCUGCUUGGAUUGA
Plenodomus lingam JN3 is the source of this 1206-nucleotide messenger RNA. RefSeq lists its product as uncharacterized. Lineage: Eukaryota; Fungi; Ascomycota; Dothideomycetes; Pleosporales; Leptosphaeriaceae. The record is from RefSeq and is a predicted model, not a curated record.